Paramecium octaurelia is the source of this 1071-nucleotide messenger RNA. The record is from the annotation of a GenBank genome assembly. Lineage: Eukaryota; Ciliophora; Oligohymenophorea; Peniculida; Parameciidae.
UUAUGUUAAAUAAACCAGAGUUGUCAAAGGAAUUGAGUGUUUUCUUGGAAUUGUUGCAUCAAGACAAUGGGGAGUAUAAGGGAUAUGAGAAUUAUUUAAUUGGAAGCGAUCUUGAUGAGAUGGAUAUUCAUAGUAAGAGAGGAUUCAAUAAGGAUCUCUCAAUAAUUUAUAGUUAACCUGAAAGUGAAGUUUCCACGCAGAGAGACAAUGCCUCUCUCAAUAUUGGAGACUUGUUUUCAGUUAUUUUUAGAGAUCUAGAAAAUUAAGCCUAUUCUACAUUAUCUUAGCGAAUCAAAUAAUUAUAAGUAAGAUGGUUAUUUAAACUAAGUAAUAAAUUCAUAUUUAUAUGAUGAGAGUAUCUGAGAAAUUGAGUGAGUUCUAACAGCAGAAUCAGAGUCUUGAAACUAAUAAUAAACUAUUGGUCUAAGCUCUGAACUCAUCCCAACAGGAGAUUUAAGUUUUGGCUGUAUCGCAUGAGGAAUCUUCCAAUAAAUUGAAGAAAUCUAUUUAAGACCUAAAGAAAUAAUGCGUAAUCUAAAUUAAUAUCAAUUUAGGAGGAAUUACAUAAAUCCUUGGCUUACACAUAAUAAAUUAAUUAAAAUUUGUUAUCAUAAAUUGACAGAGAAUAAUCAACGUACAAAAAGAAUGAGGAGGAAUUUAGAGACGCUUCUCAAAGAUUGAUCAAAAGCAAUUAGGCAUUACGGUAUUGCAUUCAAAUUGAAAUUAGCGAAAUAAUUGUUAAUAUAGGCAACAUUUCUCCUAUGCACAAAAGUAAGUUGCAAGAAGUCAUUAAAUACCUGACUGAUGGUAUAGAUACAAAACAAUAAGAACUCAGAAGUGGUCGUAGUUAAUCUAGAAAACAAAAGGAGAAUAACAGUCUCCAUUAUUGUAUCUCAAAAUUAUCAUCUAGCCACUCUCAACAUAAGUAGUUCUAGAAACAAAAAAUCAAUGUCUCCUCAAGGAUUUACAUCCACAAGAAAACAAUAAGGUGUUAAUGUGUUGGAUACAAAUUAUUAAACAUCUUAUAAAGAGUUAUUUUUAAAGAGUUUAAAAGUAACAAAAUAAAAAUGA